AGAGCUGGACUAUUGGUUUAUGUUUGCAUCGUCGCUUUGUAUGUACGCUUUGACCGCGACUUGCGCAAAACUCACUGUGCAAUUGAUCAGCCAGUACCUGCGAGGAUUUAACCAAUCCAAUGCUCCUCAACGAUCUGUCACCGCACAUAAUCUAUCGCACGAUAAAGCAAUUAGUCUGACUACCUGCGGCCAACGUCAACGACAUAAUGGCUCCUCAUUUCAUCACGAAACACAUCAUGCCAUGUUCUGGGACUCCAGUCCACAAACUAACCUGCACUCACACCAUCCACGCUUCCUUUCUGCAACCAAACUCCUCCUCAAAAUGUGCCCCUAACUGCGCUGCUGUUGAUCUUUCCACCACCGCCGAACCCUCGUUUCUCUGUCCCACAUGCUACGAGUCCACCCUCCGCGACGAAUAUCAAGAGUUUGUGAAGCGCUGCAAGAAAAAGGCCAAGGAAGGUGGGUGCAACAUAGAGAUCUUUGUGUGUGAGCUUAAGGAAGAUUGCGAUCAUGGAAAUUUGGUAGGGAAGGAGUGGAUGAAGGAGGUUCAUACCUGGUGUACUGUUUUCCUGGGUCACAAGAGUUUCGAGAAAUUGGUGAAGGAGAGUUACAGACGGAAGGUGGAGAUGGAGAAAAUGAGGGAUUGCAAGGCUGUAGAUGGGGGGUUUGAGUAAGAAGUAGAGGUAUCUGCUGCAUGCUGAUGAAGGGAGUGCUUAAUCAGGGUUUGUUGAUGUCGGGACGGGGUGUCUGGGAUGAUCUUCAAAGUCGUACGAGACACCAUUGCCUUCACCAUACUGAGUGAGGAUAAGGUGCUUCAACACAUCGAAAAAGUGAUAGUACAGUGCGCCCGUAGCCUGCAAGCUACUAUAUUGCGUGAGUGCCUGAUGCGCAGCCAACUGCUAGAUACCUCCUCGCGCUGCAAUGUCAGGAGACCCAUAGCUUCGGAGACAGUUGAAGCAAUAUGACCACACCAUGAACAUUUCCAUACACCUAAAAUAGACGGGAGACUUCUGUGAU
This is a messenger RNA of Alternaria alternata, 1017 nucleotides long. RefSeq lists its product as hypothetical. The transcript has a single exon. The record is from RefSeq and is a predicted model, not a curated record. Bases 207 to 674 code for a protein of 155 amino acids. Lineage: Eukaryota; Fungi; Ascomycota; Dothideomycetes; Pleosporales; Pleosporaceae.